Ichthyophthirius multifiliis is the source of this 294-nucleotide messenger RNA. RefSeq lists its product as hypothetical. The annotation marks the transcript as partial. Lineage: Eukaryota; Ciliophora; Oligohymenophorea; Hymenostomatida. The transcript has a single exon. The record is from RefSeq and is a predicted model, not a curated record.
UAUAUAUUUCAAUUUUUAUUAAUAUUAGUUUUUAGUAUUUAUUUUACGCACUAAUAUAUUUAUUUUUAUAUAAAUUUUUAAUAAUUAUAUUUUAUCUUUACAAGCUUUUAUUUAAUUAAUUUUUUUUAUUAUUUUAAUUAUUAUUUUUUUUAAUCAUACUUGCUAUUAAAAAUUUAAUUAUUAUGUUUUAAGUUUUAAUUUACGCACUUUUUUUAUUUUAUUAUAAAUUAUAUUUAUAAAUAUUUUAAUAUUAUAUAUUACAAUCUUUUUAUUAUAUUUUUUUUUUUCUAGUUC